Ornithorhynchus anatinus (platypus) is the source of this 2381-nucleotide messenger RNA. It is a transcript of the gene BICDL1, whose product is annotated as BICD family like cargo adaptor 1. Lineage: Eukaryota; Metazoa; Chordata; Mammalia; Monotremata; Ornithorhynchidae. Bases 62 to 2296 code for a protein of 744 amino acids. The record is from RefSeq and is a predicted model, not a curated record. Gene Ontology annotation, biological process: Golgi to secretory granule transport; vesicle transport along microtubule. The transcript has 11 exons.
GGGGAGAGAAGCCUCCUCCUCCGUCGUCGUCGUCGUCGUCGUGGUGUCGUCGCCGGCCUCCAUGUCGGCGACGGGGCCGGGAGGCCGAUCAGCCUCGGCGGGGACGGACAGCGCCGGCCGCCGCAUGGACCCGCACGCCCAACCUCUCCCCGCACCUGCCCCCGCAGCCGGGGAGCCGGACCGGGACCGGCAGGACCAGGAGGAGGAGGAGCCGGUCCUGCAGAGGAUCCCUCCCGUGCAUCCUCCUCCUCCGAGCCCGGGGCAUCCUCCCGUUGGACCGGUGCAUCCUCCUCCGAGCCCGGAGCAUCCUUUUGGGGGACCGGGGCAUCCUCCCGUUGGAUCGGAGCAUCCUCCUCCUCCGAGCCCGGAGCAUCCUCUUGGGGGACCGGGGCAUCCUCCCGUUGGACCGGUGCAUCCUCCUCCUCCGAGCCCGGAGCAUCCUUCUGGGGGACCGGGGCAUCCUCCCGUUGGACCGGUGCAUCCUCCUCCUCCGAGCCCGGAGCAUCCUUCUGGGGGACCGGGGCAUCCUCCCGUUGGAUCGGAGCAUCCUCCUCCUUCGAGCCCGGAGCAUCCUUUUGGGGGACCGGGGCAUCCUCCCGUUGGACCGGGGCAUCGUCCUCCUGCGGGCCCGGGGCAUCCUCUUUGGGGAGGGGGGCAUCCCUCGGGCGAGGCGGGUCCGGAGCUGGUGCGAGCCAUCCGGGAGAAGGAGAGGGACCUGCGGCUGGCGGCUCGGCUGGGCCGGGCUCUGCUCCGCAGGAACCAGGACAUGAGCCGACAGUACGAGAGGAUGCACCGGGAGCUCACCGACAAGCUGGAGCACCUCGAACAGGAGAAACACGAGUUGAGGCGACGUUAUGAAAACCGGGAAGGAGAAUGGGAAGGUAGAGUGUCGGAGCUGGAAAGCGACGUGAAGCAGUUACAGGACGAACUGGAGAAGCAGCAGAUUCACCUCCGGGAAGCCGAUCGAGAAAAAACGCGGGCCGUCCAAGAACUCUCGGAACAAAACCAAAGACUCCUGGAUCAGCUGAGCCGGGCAUCAGAAGUCGAACAGCAGCUCUCCAUGCAGGUUCACGCCCUCCGAGAGGAUUUCCGGGAAAAGAACUCAUCCACCAAUCAACACAUCAUCCGACUCGAAGGUCUCCAGGCUGAACAGGUACUUGAAAUCAAGAUGCUCUCGGAGCGGAAGCGGGAGCUGGAGCAGCGGCUGAGCGCCACGAUGGAGGAGAACGACCUGCUGCAGGGGACGGUGGAGGAGCUGCAGGAACGCGUGGUGGCCCUGGAGAGGCAGACCCAGGAGCAGGACCUGCAGCUACACCAGAGCCAUCUAGAGCUGCAGGAGGUCCGCAUGUCCUACCGCCAGCUGCAGGGGAAGGUGGACGAGCUCAGUGAAGAGAGGAGCCUCCAGAACUUCAACACCACCGGCACCUCCCUGCUGUCCGAGAUCGAGCAGAGCAUGGAGGCCGAAGAGCUGGAGCAGGAGAGGGAACAGCUGAGGCUGCAGCUGUGGGAAGCCUACUGCCAGGUACGCUACCUCUGCUCGCACCUCCGGGGCAACGACAGCGCCGACUCGGCCGUCUCCACGGACUCCUCCAUGGACGAGUCUUCGGACACCUCGUCCACCAAAGACGUGCCCGCCGGCAGCCUGCGCGCCGCGCUCAGCGAGCUGAAGAGGCUGAUUCAGAGCAUCGUGGACGGAGGAGAGGCCACGAGCUCCCGGAGAAUCGAAGAUGAUGCCUUAGAAGAUCAGAUUAGACAGACCAGUGAGGACUCAAGAGCCCUGAGGGAGCUGAUGGAGGGAGAAAGGGGGAAACUGAGGCAGAGCCUAGAAGAGCUGCAGCGACUUCACAGUCAGGUGACUCUGCUGAGUGUGGAGAUGACGGCUCUGAAAGAGGAGAAAGACCGGCUCAGAGGGACGUCUGAGGAGAAGGAACCCAAAGAGCAGCUUCUGAAGGCCAUCAGGGACCGCGAUGAAGCCAUUGCCAAGAAGAACGCGAUGGAGCUGGAGCUAGCCAAGUGUAAGGUUGACAUGAUGGCCCUGAACGGUCAGCUGCUGGACGCCAUUCAGCAGAAACUGAACCUCUCCCAGCAGCUCGAGGCCUGGCAGGACGACAUGCACAGGGUCAUCGACCGGCAGCUGAUGGCCAAGCACCAGAAGGAGCGGAGCCGGCCCGCCGCCUCCUUCUCCGGCGGCCUCCGGGCACCGCGGGGCCCCGGGCCCCGGGCCGGGCCGCCGGCGGAGCAGCGGGGCCCCGGGCCGGAAGGCAGGCGCCUCUUUUCGUUCUUCAGGAAGAUUUAAGUCCGGAGGAGCUGGCGCCCGGCGCCGCGGCGGCAAACUGUGGGGCCGGGGAAGCAACCCCCGGCGGGCGGAGGGGGCCCGCCGC